UUGCUACACUUUCCACAUUGAACUUCUACAUAUAGCCCAGCUAAGAUUGAGCUAUACUCAACAACACAUCUCUCUCUCUCUCUCUCUUUCUCGGUUCAAAGUUCAAACCGUGUAUUGGUUGAGUUUGGUUUGAAAAACAAAACAAGCAUACUAUGGCAGAUGUUCUGAGUCAAGAACAGAUUGUUGAAAUCAAAGAAGCCUUUGGUUUGUUUGACAAAGAUGGAGAUGGGUGCAUUACUGUGGAAGAAUUAGCCACAGUUAUCCGUUCAUUGGAUCAGAACCCAACAGAAGAAGAGCUCCAAGAUAUGAUAAACGAGGUCGAUGCAGAUGGCAAUGGAACCAUAGAGUUCGUUGAGUUUUUGAACUUAAUGGCCAAGAAAAUGAAGGAAACUGAUGCAGAGGAUGACCUGAAAGAGGCUUUCAAGGUUUUUGACAAAGAUCAAAAUGGCUAUAUUUCUGCUAGUGAGUUGAGACACGUAAUGAUAAAUCUUGGUGAAAAACUAACUGAUGAGGAGGUGGAUCAGAUGAUUCAAGAAGCAGAUUUGGAUGGUGAUGGUCAAGUUAACUAUGAAGAAUUCGUUAAGAUGAUGAUUACCAUUGGAUGAAACUCACUCACUCUCAAUAAACAUAUCAUUAUUUUUGCUAUUCAAAUUCAUUUGGCUCCCAUUAAUCGUCUCAUUCAACUGCAAGAAAUAAAUGUUCCUAUCAUAGCAUGUUAUACUCUAUUUGUAUUUUGUAGUCAAUGAAGUGAAUGAACAACGCGUUAGGGUGACAUCUAAGCUACACCAUUUGUUU
This is a messenger RNA of Lotus japonicus, 795 nucleotides long. Its product is annotated as calmodulin-like protein 11. Lineage: Eukaryota; Viridiplantae; Streptophyta; Magnoliopsida; Fabales; Fabaceae. The transcript is spliced from 4 exons. Gene Ontology annotation, molecular function: enzyme regulator activity; calcium ion binding. The coding region runs from base 153 to 605 and encodes 150 amino acids. The record is from RefSeq and is a predicted model, not a curated record.